This is a messenger RNA of Aedes aegypti (yellow fever mosquito), 1800 nucleotides long. RefSeq names its product cytochrome P450 9e2. Bases 61 to 1767 code for a protein of 568 amino acids. The record is from RefSeq and is a predicted model, not a curated record. Gene Ontology annotation, molecular function: oxidoreductase activity, acting on paired donors, with incorporation or reduction of molecular oxygen; iron ion binding; heme binding. Lineage: Eukaryota; Metazoa; Arthropoda; Insecta; Diptera; Culicidae. The transcript has 2 exons.
UGAUAAACUAAAACUGGUUCUGGUGCAUCAGCCUUCAGUGACAGUAAGUGGUGGAGUUGCAUGCAAACGUACCUGCACCAUUCAAGACUGUUUGUGCGUUUAGUUUCGAUUCAACUACGCACCAGUCACAAGCUUGUUACGCAAAGGCCUAUCCAAGCGAUGAUGGUGCUACUUCUGCUCGGAGCAGCAGCUCUAACAGCUGUGUGCUACCUUCUGUACCGUUGGAGCACAUCAACCUUUGGAUACUUCGAAAAACGCAGUGUUCCGUUUGGAAAACCCUACCCAUUGCUUGGCGCGCUGUGGCCCUACUUGAAGGGCGAAAAAUCCCCGGUGGACGCCUUAUGUGAGGGAUAUCGCCACUUUCCGGGCUGCACUUAUUCCGGAGUUUUCCUGUUCCGUUCGCCGUGCUAUUUGAUCCACGAUCCGGAGCUGAUUAAGAAGAUUGCCAUACGGGAUUUCGACCAUUUCGCAGAUCAUGCGAAUAAUGUGUCUCUGGAGGUGGAUCCCUUUAUGGGACGGGUGCUGUUUUUCGCCAACGGACAACGAUGGAAGCAGGGAAGGACGGCUCUCAGUCCGGCGUUCACCGGAAGUAAGAUGCGGAAUAUGUUCGGAUUGGUGAGUGAAUACACGAAUGGAGCGGUGCGACGACUGGUUGAGGAUGCGGAGGCUAGCGGUGGCAAGAUGGAGAGGGAGUUGAAUGAUUUGUUUAAGAGGUUAGGACACGAUGCAAUUACGUCGAUAUCCCUCGGCACCGAUAUCGAUUCCAUUCGCGAACCGGAAAACGAGUUCUUUGCCCACGGAAAAGAACUGGCCAAGACAACAGGCUUGCAAGGAUUUCGGUUUUUUAUCAUGUCACUGCUGCCGGAAAAGAUUCUACGACUAUCUCGGAUGCGAAUUGUUCCAGAACACCUUGCCACCUUCUAUCAUGGAGUUGUUUCCAAAGUGAUCAAACAUCGUUUGGAUAAUGGCAUUGUAAGGCCGGAUUUUAUCCAUCUCUUGCUGCAAGCUCGACGAAAUGAAUUGAAAACUGAUGAGACCGAUGAAAAAUUUAACGAUGCCGGAUUUGCAACAGUUCAAGAACACCUUGAAGCGCCAACGAAGAAUCCUAUUGAGUGGACCGAUUACGACAUAGCUGCCACUGCAGCCACUUUCUUCUUCGGAGGCGCCGAGUCCACAACUGCGCUACUUUGCUUUACUAUUUAUGAACUUGCCCUAAAUCCACAUGUUCAGCAGAAACUACUAGCAGAAAUCGACUCAGUGCAGAAAACUGUAGGUACCGAAAAGCUAACCUACGAAUCGAUGCAGCAAAUGAAGUACCUUGAUAUGGUGAUCAGCGAAACCCUUCGAAAGUGGCCUCCAUUCGGUGUCACCAAUCGACGAUGCACGAAACCUUACCAAAUUCAGGACGUCGAUGGCCAUUCAGUCACCAUUGAAAAGGGUCAAGUAGUAUUCCUCCCAAUUCAACAUAUUCACCGAGAUCCACAUUUCUUCCCGAAUCCAAUGCGCUUCGAUCCGGAGCGAUUUGCCACCGAGAACCGUGAUCAGCUCAAUCAGGACGCUUAUCUACCUUUCGGAGCUGGACCCAGGAAUUGCAUCGGAUCCAGGUUGAGCCUUAUGCAGACCAAGUGCUUCCUGUACUACCUCUUAUCGACGUUUGAAGUGCAGUUGUCGAACCGAACAGAGGUACCGAUAGAGAUCGAUUUGAAAGCGACGGGACUUAACUCCAAGAACGGAUUUUGGUUCCAUUUGAUACAGAGGGUGAAAUAGAUUAAUGCAGAAUAAAAUCAAUUCAAAACAGAA